CCUAACUCUCACCUCUACAACCUAAAUCAAAUUCAUCGACCAUCAAUGGCUAAACUUCUCUUCAUCUCCUUCCUCCUACUCACCAUUUUCUUGUCGGCGGCGUCCUUCGAUCCAAAAAACUCGAUUCCCCGACGCAAGGCGAAACCGGCAGCGAUCAUCCAUUACUACGCCCAUGCUGCCGUGGGAGGGCCGAGCCCCAACGUAUACGAGGUUGCAAGAGCAUCGGUCACGGAAGGUUCGCCGACACAAUUUGGACAGGUUAGUGUUAUGGACUCUAAGCUCACGGUGGGUCCCGACAAGGACUCGCCGGAGCUGGGGCGAGUGCAGGGGAUGUUGGUUUGGCCGGACAUGCAAGAGACGGCACUGAUGUCGAUCGUCAGUGUGGUGUUUACAGCAGGGCUGUACAAUGGGAGCACGUUGAGUGCAUUCGGGAGGAAUCCGGUCAGGAUCACCACAGGCCGAGAGGUGCCGAUUGUUGGAGGGUCGGGUUUUUUUCAGAUGGCCAAAGGUUAUGUGAUAGAAAAUUUGUAUUUGUUCGACCCCGUUGAGAAUUAUUUUGUCAUGAACAAUACAGCAUACGUGUUUUUUUAAUAGAACGUUCUGUUAUAUAUAUAUUUUUGAAUUUUU
Andrographis paniculata is the source of this 627-nucleotide messenger RNA. RefSeq names its product dirigent protein 21-like. Lineage: Eukaryota; Viridiplantae; Streptophyta; Magnoliopsida; Lamiales; Acanthaceae. The coding region runs from base 46 to 591 and encodes 181 amino acids. The transcript is spliced from 2 exons. The record is from RefSeq and is a predicted model, not a curated record.